CGCGGGUGCGGGGCUGCGCGGGCGGCGGCAGCGGCAGGGUUUGGCUGGGCUGGCCGAGCAUCCUCCAACUUGGAACUGUCCACCGGCGCGAGCUCCUGAACAUGAGCCUCCUGCCUCUCUACCUGCUCGGAUUGCUCCUCAGUGGCGGGCAAGCUUUACUUCAAGUUACAAUUUCACUUAGCAAAGUUGAGCUCAGUGUGGGUGAAUCCAAAUUCUUCACGUGCACAGCCAUUGGUGAGCCUGACAGCAUAGAUUGGUACAAUCCCCAAGGAGAGAAGAUUGUUUCUAGUCAGAGAGUGGUUGUUCAGAAAGAAGGAGUUCGAUCACGUCUGACCAUUUACAAUGCAAACAUAGAAGAUGCUGGGAUAUAUCGGUGUCAAGCAACAGAUGCUAAAGGACAAACUCAAGAAGCUACUGUAGUUUUGGAAAUUUAUCAAAAGCUCACUUUUCGAGACAUAGUGUCUCCACAGGAGUUCAGGCAGGGAGAAGAUGCAGAAGUUGUUUGCCGUGUUACCAGUUCACCUGCUCCCGUUGUCAGCUGGUUGUAUCGGAACAAGGAAGUCACAACUAUUGCUGACAAUCGAUUUGCAGUAUUAGCAAACAAUAAUCUCCAAAUUCUUAAAAUCAAUAAAAGUGAUGAAGGAGUAUACAGAUGUGAAGGAAGAGUGGAAGCAAGAGGAGAAAUUGACUUUCGGGACAUAAUUGUUAUUGUGAAUGUUCCCCCUGCAAUUAUUCUGCUUCAGAAAUCCUUCAAUGCCACUGCAGACCGAGGAGAGGCAAUAACUUUGUUCUGCAGAGCCACUGGAUCACCUCCACCUGAAAUCAGUUGGUACAGGAAUGGCAAACUUAUUGAAGCAAAUGAAAAAUAUGUGCUGAGAGGAAGCAAUUCAGAACUAACCAUAAGAGAUAUUAAAAAUAUCGAUGCGGGUCCUUAUAUCUGCAAUGCUAAAAAUAAAGCAGGAAAUGACAAAAAACAGACAUUCCUUCAAGUUUUUGUGCAGCCUCAAAUAAUACAACUUAAAAAUGAAACCACCUUUGAGAAUGGGAAAGCAACCCUCAUCUGUGAAGCAGAAGGAGAACCUGUCCCAGAGAUUACUUGGAAAAGGGCCUCUGAUGGAAUGACUUUCUCUGAAGGCGAUAAGAGCCCAGAUGGCCGUAUAGAAGUCAAAGGGCAGCAUGGAAAAUCGUCACUGCAUAUUAAAGAUGUGAAGUUGUCAGAUUCAGGGAGAUAUGACUGUGAAGCUGCAAGUAGAAUUGGUGGGCACCAAAAGAGCAUGUACCUUGAUAUUGAAUAUGCUCCAACGUUUGUGUCAAAUCAAACCAUGUAUUACUCUUGGGAAGGCAAUCCUAUCAAUAUAAGUUGUGAAGUGCUGGCAAAUCCCUCUGCCUCAGUUCAGUGGAGAAGAGGAAAAUUAGUUUUACCCAUAAAAAAUACAACACAUCUGAAGACCUACAGUACAGGAAGAAAGCUGAUUCUAGAGAUUGCUCCCACCUCUGACAGUGAUUUUGGACGGUAUAAUUGUACAGCCACAAACAGAAUAGGAACAAGAUAUCAGGAAUAUACACUUGGUCAAGCUGAUGUGCCAUCAAAUCCGUAUGGAGUACGAGUUUUAGAGCUGUCCCAAACCACUGCCAAGGUUUCAUUCCAUAAGCCAGAGUCACAUGGAGGUGUUCCCAUUCACCACUACCAAGUGGAUGUAAAAGAGGUGGCCUCAGAAACCUGGAAAAUAGUUCGCUCCCAUGGAGUUCAAACAAUGGUUGUUCUCAGCAACUUGGAACCAAAUACGACAUAUGAAAUCAAAGUAGCAGCUGUAAAUGGAAAGGGUCAAGGAGAGUAUAGCAAAAUUGAGAUCUUUCAGACCUUACCUGUCCGGGAGCCAAGUCCCCCUUCAAUUCAUGGACAACCUGAAAGUGGCAAGAGUUUUAAACUUAGCAUAACUAAACAAGAUGAUGGAGGUGCCCCCAUACUGGAAUAUAUUGUCAAAUACAGAAGUAAAGACAAGGAAGACCAGUGGCUAGAGAAAAAAGUGCAGGGUAGUAGAGACCACAUCAUCUUAGAGCACCUUCAAUGGACCAUGGGUUAUGAAGUACAAAUUACAGCUGCCAACAGACUGGGUUAUUCUGAACCAACAUUGUAUGAAUUCAGCAUGCCACCAAAGCCCAACAUUAUUACAGACACUCUUUUUAAUGGUCUUGGACUCGGUGCUGUCAUUGGCCUGGGAGUGGCAGCCCUUUUAUUAAUCCUGGUUGUGACUGAUGUAAGCUGCUUCUUUGUACGACAAUGUGGAUUGCUAAUGUGCAUCACCAGGAGGAUCUGUGGGAAGAAGAGUGGUUCAAGUGGAAAAAGUAAAGAAUUGGAAGAAGGAAAGGCUGCUUACUUGAAAGAUGGAUCAAAAGAGCCAAUAGUGGAAAUGAGAACAGAGGAUGAAAGAAUUACCAAUCAUGAAGAUGGGAGUCCAGUAAAUGAGCCAAAUGAGACAACUCCCCUCACAGAACCAGAGAAACUGCCACUAAAGGAGGAAAAUGGCAAAGAAGCUUUAAAUCCAGAAACCAUAGAAAUCAAAGUUGCUAAUGAUAUCAUCCAGUCAAAAGAAGAUGAUAGCAAAGCAUAAUAAGAUAAACUACAGCUGUCUGGAUAAUGCAUUUGGAUUGAAGUAAUCCCGUGACCAAAACUUUACAGCUGACCUUAAUUUCUUGGGAAACUUAAGCUUGGAAUAGUUAGUACGUGUGUACAUAUGAUGAAACAGUUCCUGUCUACAGUUUCUUUCUAUUUUUUUGUUAAUGGUUUUAGUAUGUAGUUUUGCUGACACCAAGUCCCAUGGUAUAAAUUUGACAAAUCUGCAGAAUAAGAACUGUAAUUUAUUUUGUGAAAAAUUAUGCCUAUUUAGAAGAAAAGUUGCAGAGCACCCCUAGCCACAAACAGCAUAUCAGGUCUCUCCAGAUCUUACAGUGCAAGCUACAUACAUAAAGUGCCAUAUGCUACUGUAUUUAUUUCCAUUUAUAAUAAAACAAAAGUUUAGGUUGUCUUUAAAAAAAAAAAAAAGAAAAACAGUUUCAGUAUAACCUUUAAGACCUUAGCACUGGCAGAUACUCAGUAGUCAUUCCAGCUGUGAUUAUCACUUGAAGUAAACAAAAACCACUCUUCAACACAAAGGCAAGUCCACCUGCAGUUUCACCUGGGUUCUACAGUAAAAUGAAAAGCUGAUAACCAUGAUGGUAUAUAUGGAUUUAAAUAAAAUUGGUAACUGUUUUGUAAUGAUAUAUUGGCCUCAUCCUAACUACAUGAGUGUGACUCUGAAAGGCUCCAGGAUUGGAUUUUCAGUGCUUCAGGUUUUCUAUAUUAAAGUUUUGGAGGUCACUUGUGAACUAAAAUGCAGCAAAGGUGUGGAAAGAAAACUCGUUUUUAAUCGUAAUCUUGUCUUCAAAUGAAAAGUUACAAUAUUCUUCCCACCAUAUUUAUACAUAUAGAAUAUUCAUUUUGCUCUUAGUUCAAACCAUUUAGUUGGGGGAUGAAACUGUGUUUUAGUGAAAUAGAUACAUUUUCUCCCCAAAUCAGUGCAUCAAACGUUAAAGUUAGCUUUAUUGAAACAGCAGUUGUUCCUUUGUGAUUUCCUUUGUGAUACUCUUUGUCUUAACAAAUAAGAUGUAAGAACAGAUGGAAAGGCAGACUUUGCCUUAACAGUUAGGAACAGUAUUAAAUUAUUAACUUAAUGCAGUCUUAUAUUCAACCAAAUUCAUUUUUUUCCCUGUUAAGCUUUCCUUAAGAUAUUCCUUUUUAUUAUUCUGGUCAACAUGCCCCACUUGGAAAUUUGACAGAUUUAUUUGAUGCAAAAAUCAUUCAUAUUUAGUAUCAUUGAUUAAUCACUAAUUGGAACAAUAUAGUUUGUUUCCAUUGCAACAUAGUGUAUCCACACCUACCAAACUCUUCAAAGUCUUGCUUUGGAAGAAGUAGAUAAACCAUAUAGAAAACUAGAUUGAAAAGUUUUACUUGACAGGAGUAAAUGGUAGAGUACUUUGUGGAUUUUCCACAUGUAAGUCAUGCCUGAGGUUUAAGUGUAGCUUUGCUCAGCAAAUUGUUUUGUGUCCAUGCUAUAUCUGAAUUCUGCUCAUAUUUGAAGUUCUUACACUUGUUGUCUUUUGUGCAGUAAAACUGAAAGUGAAUUUUAAAAGGAUGUCCUUAAACUUGAGGAAAAUGUCACAAUACCCUUCUUGUUAACCCAAGCUUAAGUGCAUUUGAAAGAGCUAAGGAGGAUAUAUUUAAUUAUUAGAGCUGUCUUAUUUUUCAAAACCAGGUUAUUUUAUGGGGUUUUUUUACAACUUUUCCUCACUUUGGGAAAUACGUGCGAUGACCGAAGUAGUUGAGGACAGAGGCAUGCCACUGGUGUGGUUAGGACGAGAAGUCAAGCUCUUACAAAACUAGUACCAAAGUGAAAAGAAUGGGUAAGAGGGGAUAGUAGUGUGGGAUGAAAAUCAUGAAAGAUGAUAAUUCAAAAUUGCUGAAAGGAAGUUUCUCUUAAUGCUAAGGCACUAAUUCUGGGUGAAGAAAAGAUGAAGACAUUCCUUUAUGACCUCUCACUGUUGUUCCCACAUCCUGAGCAGGCAGUACCACCAAAGAGCUGCUUGUCUGUCAGAUUUCUGUUCUGUUCCUUUUUGAGUACACAGUGAGCUCAACUGCCCCCUAACCUAUAAUUAAGAGAACCAGUUGUCUUAUUUAUAUAUAUGAAUAUAUAUUCUUUGUACAAAGUAUGUAUUUGCUCUAUCAAAAUGCAAGGAAGGGACCUGGGCAAUUCCAGCAGUUGAGAACAAUGCGGUUGGUGUGGCUGAACAUCCUCUCACACAAUACUUUUUCCAGGGUGAGGAUGAAGGUAGGAGACAUCCUUGAUCUUCUACCUGCUAUCACAAAGUAAGGUGGUGCCAUGCAUAUCCACAUAAGUCAAUCCUCCCCAGGCAAAUGGUGCUUUUCCUGAAGCCAGCCUCAGCAGUUGCACAAGAAGCUGCCUAUACCAUGUGGGCAGAAGUAGCACUGUCCAGGCUCAACUGCAGAUGCAUUUCAAAUUUUAGUACUUCUUUAGUUGGACUUAUGCACACACACAAAAAAAAUCAUGGACGAUAUUGGUGGGGAGUUUUUUCCUCUUUCUUUUUUCCCCUAAUAUGGCCUCUAAUUCCAAUAUAAAGGAAUUAGAAGAUUUACGAGAUCUUGUCAGCACAUUAUUACUAAUAUGCCUGUGCUACUCUUCACAAGCAAAAUAUUCCACAAAAUUAUUUCAAUAUUCAAAGUAAAAGCAUUUCCCAUUAUAUUAGUUUACAAACCAAAAUCUGUUUCCAGGAGUAUUUAAUUUCUUCUUGCUGUUAUGCCUCUUGCCAGCUGGGCUAUAUGAGGGCUGAGAAUAAAACAGUUCUAUUUCCUGAUGGACUGUCCAAGCAUACCUUUUUGGUCUGUGGAUUAAUAGGUAAUCUCUUGUGCUUUGACUCUGUGCUGUGCAGGAGAAAGCCAAACUCUAUGAAAGAAUGCGGAAAAACACUGAUAUUUGCAAAUAUUUCCAAAUGAGGGACAGCUCAUAGUAAUUUGUAAGAUAUGUGUAGAACUGGAAUAACAACAUUUGUUUAUUUCCUUUUCCUAUUCUAGACUAAAAAAAAAAAAACCAACAAACAGAUAUCUGUAUAAAUGUCACUUUUACUGUCUAAAAGUAAUUUUAAGUGUUAGUAUGAAAUGUCAGAAGAGUUGACAAAAUAUAACUAUUUGUAAAAGUAAUCUGAAUUGUUACACUAACAUACUCCAGGGACGAGGGUGGGAGGGAGCCAUUGAAAUUAUUACUGAUAUGAAAUGUGGCAGUGACAAUCUCUUUUCAACAAAAAAAGUAAGGAGUACAAUUAAGUAAAAUUACUUAGAACUCCUUGUUAUAAUUUUUUUAGUAGACCUCUGUUCUGAUUUACCACAAUAGUAACAAAGUUUUAAUUAAUAGUUUACAAUUUAGUAUAUGAAUGUACCCUGGAGAGGUUUUUCUUGGUUUUGUUCGUUUAUUUGGGGUUUUUGACUUCUAAGUUUUUUUUGUGGUUUUAAAAAUAUUUACUAUUCUGGUGAUGCUAAUGCCUAAUGUGACAAAGAUUAAUUUAUUUAGGCCUCAGUCUUGCAAGAAAUUUUAUAUGGCCGAACCCACCCCACAUAUGGCACUUCACUGACACCAGUGGGGUGGAUGUGAGCAGGAAGAUGGAUGUACUUUCAUAGGAGAACUUGCAGGACUGGGCCUACUUUCUAUCUCUUCAUAGAUAUUUACAACGUAUUUACACAGUGACCGUCAUCUACAAAGGCUGUUUGACAACAGUUCCUGGUAUAGUAAAUUCCACCUGCUGUCUUCAGCCUCUGCAUUGAUGUUCAUCCAAAAAAAAAAGUGGCUUUCUUUUUUAUGAUGGUAAUUACUUUUAUUAUUUAUUUAAGUGCCAAUCAUCAAACUGUAGUAUAAUCAUCAUGCCAUUUUUUUUUCUGUUUCCUAGACCAGAUAAUGGAAAUGUAUUUGUGCCUUUUGAUAGCAUGCCACUCUGCUUUAUUAAAGAAAAAUCUUCAAUAAUUUGUCUACAAAGCCUGUUUAAAAUAAUUGAAAGCUUUACCGUGACAUUAAACUGGAGAUACUAUUGUGAAGUCACGUAAAUACUUUAAACACAAAUUUUUCAAAAAAUCAAUUGAGAUCACAAUUCCACGGAGGGUCAUAGUGGGUGUAUUACUGCUGAAAACUUUCAAGUAGAUGGAGCACAUGGUGGAUGUGCGGGGGUGUUUUGACCAAUUUAUCAAGUUGAAGAGUCAGACAGAAAGUCUCCUUAGUUCUAUUUAAGUGCUUAGACCUAAAAUAUUAAAAUCUUUUCUCAAAUUUGAAAGAUGAUGUGGAGCAUCUUCCCACCAUUUUUACCCCUGGAGAAAAACUGGAGUGAACAUUUGUUUCGCAGUCAUUUGCAGCCUCACCAUCACUGGGUAAGCUGUCACAGGAAGUAACAUUUUGGUAGCGUAGUUGUGUCUGAUGAAUGAUAAUCACUCCUGAUUAAAGAACCUCCAUAAAGGCCUUUUACUGGAAAAGCUCAAGACCCCUGUUAUGAAUUGACCUAUGGAGGGGUGCUGAGGGUGCUGCAGGAAGGGCCACACUGUAAUCCAGGUGUCGUUGGGCUGUAAGACACAAAAUGACUUCAGCAGAGCCUGAAUUUCAUCCAUCCAUCCACCUCAGCGAGGCUCUGCAUGUCCUCAGCUGAUCAAGUUGCUUCUAGGUAUAAGUGGAACUUAAAUGUCCCACCAGGCUCCUGCUAACAUUUUGCACAGAGGGGGGUUUUUCUAUCAGGUGUUUGUACUGAUCAGGAAAUAGUGAUAGAAUAUCUGAUGACAGUUUUUUCCAUACUUUACCAUAUGUCCAGAAAGAAAACAUCUCUUUAAAUAAUUCAUUGUGAUUGUGACACUUCUUCAGGUGAGGAUGAAAACAUUCUUAAAACAUAUCUUUGUUUAGCUUCAGAUAAUUGUUUUGACCAAUGAAAAUCUACCAUGGCUAAAUAAAUCUUUUUUAAAAAGGAUCCACCCCCUUUUUUCAGAUUUUUUCAUAUCAGUUCCUGAAGUAGCCUGUCCACUUGACAGCAGUUCUUUAGUAGUGGGGGGAAACCACUCACUAUGUUUUAAGUGAUCUUAAGUGAUAAGUUUUAAGUAUUUCCACUGCACAUAUAGAUGUGUUCUUAUAUCAAUUUAUUUGAACCUGAGCCAAAAAGAAGCCUUACAAAUUUGGCCUUGGAUCAGGUUCUGAGAAAUCACAGUUUAGCAGUCUAUCUUUUCUCUUAACAGGCUUUGAGAGCCUCAUGAUGUUUGACUUUCAAACUUGAAUAUUGGCCAUUUUUAGCCCAGAGAAAUGAGAUAAAUAUUUAUUGCCAAAUUUGUAUUGGCAGCUUUUAAGUCACAGGUGAGAUCGGGUGCGGGUGGGAUGACCAGAUGCAGUGCCAGCAGAGUUCAGGAAAGCAACUUCCAGAGAGAACGGGUGCCAAAGAAUGAGCCAAGAGAGGGCUUCAAUUCGUUAGCAUUGACAGGGGAAAUGGGGAGCUACUGAAGCAGGAGAGGCUGCUGAAGGGCAUUGCCAAAAGGCAAAGCACUGUGAGCUGUGAAAACCAGUGAAGAGGGAACAUUAACCGUGCUGUAUCCUUUAGCUCUACCAUGUAAUUAGGCUGCAUUUUUUAAAACCUAAAAUGCAGGGUUGGAGGAAGGGAAAACAAACCCUCAGAGUCUCUAUAGAGCAGUGACGAAUACACAAAGCAGUCAAACCCCCCCAGAAGAUAAUUUUGUUGCUCAUGAUGUAGAGUUCUCACUACGAAUUUUGAACUACUUAGACAAGGUUUU
This is a messenger RNA of Lepidothrix coronata (blue-crowned manakin), 8356 nucleotides long. It is a transcript of the gene NCAM2, whose product is annotated as neural cell adhesion molecule 2. Gene Ontology annotation, biological process: cell adhesion. The record is from RefSeq and is a predicted model, not a curated record. Gene Ontology annotation, molecular function: protein binding. The transcript is spliced from 18 exons. Gene Ontology annotation, cellular component: membrane. Lineage: Eukaryota; Metazoa; Chordata; Aves; Passeriformes; Pipridae. Bases 102 to 2612 code for a protein of 836 amino acids.